UCAUACUGAAAAAAGUUCAAUGAGCGAUAUUGAUGAAAACGAUUUUGAAAAAGAAAAAUUUAUCUCUAUUCAGGAGGAAACUCCCGAAGUUCAGCCCUCAGAACAACGAGAACACGCUCCAGAAAGUGGUUGGCAUAAUGCUGUCCAUCUUCGCGAAGAACAUGACGAAAAAUUAACUUAUAAUAUUUUAACUGCGAAAUAUGAAGAUCAUGAAGAAACAUUAGCAAAACAACUCCUUGCAUCAGAAAGCUUGUCUUUGUCUUGGUGGGAUACCCUUAAACUUCUUGUUCAUGAAGUUAUAGAUGUUAUCAGACCUGAUAAAAACCACAACGCAGACGAUAUUGACAUCAGGCAAUACGUUCAAAUAAAAAAGAUACCGGGAGGUGUUAGAAACGAAAGCAAACUUAUAAAGGGUUUAGUCUUUACAAAAAAUAUUACACACAAGAAGAUGCUCGCAAAAAUUGAUAAUCCAAAAAUACUUUUGCUGGAAUCUGCAAUCGUUUAUCAAAGGACUGAAGGAAGAUUGAUGUCUCUAGAACCAAUUCUGCUUGUGUUCUUCCCCAUUUAA
Molecule: messenger RNA, 568 nt
Organism: Agrilus planipennis (emerald ash borer)
Lineage: Eukaryota; Metazoa; Arthropoda; Insecta; Coleoptera; Buprestidae
Product: 1-phosphatidylinositol 3-phosphate 5-kinase-like
Exons: 4
Coding region: 20-568 (182 amino acids)
Molecular function (GO): 1-phosphatidylinositol-3-phosphate 5-kinase activity; ATP binding
Source: RefSeq, a predicted model, not a curated record